AUUGAUAAUGAACCACAAGUUCUUAAAUCAGACAGUCAGCUAUUGCCACUUUUACCUGGUCGUCAGGCUCAUGAAAUGCCCGAUGCAAAUACUAUUGAUAUCUUAGACAAUAAUGAUUUUGAAUGUUUUUUUAAUAGAUUAGAACUUA
Molecule: messenger RNA, 148 nt
Organism: Racocetra persica
Lineage: Eukaryota; Fungi; Glomeromycota; Glomeromycetes; Diversisporales; Gigasporaceae
Source: the annotation of a GenBank genome assembly